ACUGCGUUGAUCAAUCUCCAAAGUGAGUUUUCAUCCGACUCCGAGACUCGGAUCUUACUUUCUAUAACGCACGACACUAACUAACGAGACGAUAGGGAACAUACCCAUAACCAUACAAUUGGCUUCUAUACCCCGGACAGAAAUAUCUCUUUAUCACCAUGUCCCAGCAACCUGCAUCCAAUGUCUACGCCUUCACCCACAGCGAAGCUGUGCUUCGCACCCAUCAGUGGCGAACUGUGAAGAACUCCGCCGCUUACCUGCUUCCUUACCUGCGGCCUAACAUGGCCAUAUUGGACGUAGGCUGCGGGCCAGGUACUCUUACAACUGAUCUUGCCCGUCAUGUCCCGGACGGACACGUUACCGGUAUUGAGACUACGGACGCACCACUUGGCGAAGCUCGCAAGUUUGCAGAGCAAGCGGGCGUCAAAAACGUCAGCUUCACAGAGGGAGAUGUCCUAAACCUUGAAAAUUACAAAGAUGAGACUUUUGAUGUUGUGCAUGCGCAUCAAGUCUUGCAGCAUGUUCCUGAUCCUGUCAAAGCGCUUAGCGAGAUGCGGAGGGUCACUAAGAAAGGUGGAAUCGUAGCAGCGCGCGAGUCUGCAGACAUGACGUGGUACCCUCGACUUAAGGGAUUGGAUGAUUUCUUUGACGUUUAUAUGAAAGUCGCGAAGAAAAAGGGUGGGAACCCAAAUCCGGGGUCUUAUAUUCAUGUCUGGGCACAGGAAGCUGGAUUCGCGAGAGAUGAUAUAACUUGCACGGCGGGUGCAUGGUGUUUUAGUUCACCUCAAGACAGACAAUACUGGGGUGGAGCGUUCUCUGAGCGAGUCAUCUCGCCAGGGUACGUAGAGAAUGCGGUGAAUGGCGGUGUUUGUGAAAAGGACGACCUAGAACGGAUCUCGGAAAGCUGGAAGGAGUGGGUGAGGUCAAAGGAUGGAUGGUUCACGGUGACACAUGGAGAAAUUAUUUGUCGGAAGUAGAGAUCCUGUAGCCCGGUCAAGAACAAUAUGGUUCCAAAUUCCAUAGAUACGCGGAUGGCACGAAUAUAGUGGA
Molecule: messenger RNA, 1050 nt
Organism: Paecilomyces variotii
Lineage: Eukaryota; Fungi; Ascomycota; Eurotiomycetes; Eurotiales; Thermoascaceae
Product: ubiE/COQ5 methyltransferase
Exons: 1
Coding region: 159-977 (272 amino acids)
Biological process (GO): sterol biosynthetic process
Cellular component (GO): endoplasmic reticulum
Molecular function (GO): sterol 24-C-methyltransferase activity
Source: RefSeq, a predicted model, not a curated record